AUGGCGGCUGCCCUAGAUCCACGGACAAACAGACCUGAGGCAGUCCAGAUGCGUAGAUGGACUUCGAUGCGCGCCGCGCAACCACGUACCACGCCAACCAGCCAAUCAAAAUGGCGCGCAUAUGAACUCGGCGUACUCACCCGCGAACAUAUCAACGCUCUUUUCUUUCUCUCCUUCCCUCGUGCGACCACGACGACUGCGACGACCACGACGAUGGCGUCCAUCCACGAUCGCUCGACGGCCGCGUCGUUCCCGUCCUCUACCUCUUCCGAACACCAUCGCGUCCCAGUACCUUCCUUCCUCUCCGUUUCGUCCGACAUCGCGACAUGGGUAUACACUACCCUCGCGAUUGUCACAGCUCUUCUCGUGCUCGAGCAGUCCGUCUACCGGUAUAAGAAGCGACAUCUUCCGGGCGACGCGUGGACGAUACCCGUUAUCGGCAAAUUCGCCGACUCGCUCAAGCCUACGAUGGAGGGCUACAUGAAGCAGUGGGAAUCGGGCGCGCUCAGCGUCAUCAGCGUCUUCAAUAUCUUCAUCGUCAUGGCGUCGACGAACGAUUUUGCUCGCAAGAUUCUUAACUCGCCGAACUACGCCGAGCCUUGCCUCGUCAACUCCGCGAAGGCGGUCCUGUGUCCCGAGAAUUGGGUCUUCCUCACCGGUAGAACGCACGUCGAGUACAGACGCGUCUUGAACUCGCUUUUUACCCGCAAGGCACUCGGUAUCUACGUCGGUAUCCAGGACCAGAUCGCGCGGAAGCACUUCGCGAUAUGGCUCGAUGCUGCGGCCAAGGACCCAUCGCCGAUGGCGAUCAUGUUCCCCGCGCGCGACUGCAACAUGGACACGUCCCUGCGCGUGUUUUGCGGGCCCCACAUCUCGGAUGAAGCCGCGAAGGAGAUCACGGAGAAGUACUGGGCGAUCACGGUUGCGCUUGAGCUGGUGAACUUCCCGCUGGCGCUGCCCGGCACGAAGGUGUACCGGGCGAUCCAGGCGCGCAAGGCCGCCAUGCGGUGGCUGGUGCUUGCGGCGGCGGAGAGCAAGAAGGCGAUGGCCGCGGGCGGGGAGCCGCAGUGCAUGCUGGACGAGUGGGUGCGCACGCUGCAGGACCCGGAGUACAAGGGACGGAAGGAUUUCAGCGACGUGGAGAUGGCGUUGGUCGUGCUCUCGUUCCUGUUCGCGAGCCAGGACGCGAUGAGCAGCGGGCUGAUCUACGGGUUCCAGCACCUCUGCGACCACCCGGCCAUUCUCGCCAAGGUGCGCGAGGAGCAGGAGCGCGUGCGGGGCGGGAACUACGACAAGCCGAUGACGCUGGAUAUGAUGGACGAGAUGCCGUACCUGCGUGCGGUGGUGCGCGAGAGCAUGCGGGUGAAGCCGCCGGUCACGAUGGUGCCGUACAAGACGAUGAAGGCGUUCCCGAUAUCGGACGACUACGUGGUACCGUCGGGUAGCAUGAUCAUCCCGUCGUUCUAUAACUCUCUGCAUGACGCUGAGGUGUACCCUAACCCCGACGAGUUUCUUCCCGAGCGCUGGUUGGACCCCGAUGGCAGCGCGAACGCGAACCCGCGCAACUACCUCGUCUUUGGCAGCGGCCCGCACAAGUGUAUCGGUCUCGAGUAUGCGAUGAUGAACAUUGGCUUGGUGCUCGCGGAAGCGGCGGUCCUCAUGGACUGGGAGCAUGUCCGCACUGAAAAGAGCGACAAGGUCCAAAUCAUCGCGACCCUGUUCCCCCAGGACGGCUGCCUCAUGAAGUUCAAGCCCCGUCAGCGUGCAUGA
Messenger RNA from Sparassis crispa, 1770 nucleotides. RefSeq names its product Cytochrome P450 61. The record is from RefSeq and is a predicted model, not a curated record. Gene Ontology annotation, molecular function: oxidoreductase activity, acting on paired donors, with incorporation or reduction of molecular oxygen; iron ion binding; heme binding. The transcript has 6 exons. Bases 1 to 1770 code for a protein of 589 amino acids. Lineage: Eukaryota; Fungi; Basidiomycota; Agaricomycetes; Polyporales; Sparassidaceae. Gene Ontology annotation, biological process: sterol metabolic process.